This is a messenger RNA of Topomyia yanbarensis, 1307 nucleotides long. RefSeq names its product microfibril-associated glycoprotein 4-like. Lineage: Eukaryota; Metazoa; Arthropoda; Insecta; Diptera; Culicidae. The transcript is spliced from 3 exons. The record is from RefSeq and is a predicted model, not a curated record. Bases 40 to 1197 code for a protein of 385 amino acids.
AGUUCUGCACUUCUAACGAUUACUUGAACAGCAAAAAUCAUGAAGUCUCUGCGGUCGAUUUGGUCAGUGCUAGUCGUGCUCAUAUUCGGAGUUAGCGCCAUCCAGGCACUCAAUGAAAGUGUCUCGAUUACAGAACAGCUGCAGGGAUUACAAAUCAGCUUGAAUCAGCUGUACGUCGAGAAUAGUGAGCAAAUUGAAGCUCUAUCAACCCAACUGUAUCGUUUAACACAAUCACUAAACAAUCUGGUCGGAUCUGCCGAAAUCGUGCAACGUUCUGUGCAAGCCGUUGAAAUUAAUAACGAUCUUCUGGUCCGGCAUGUUACCGCCCUAACGACGCAAACCGACGAAAUUGUUUUGAAUCAACAAUACUGCGCAAAUCAUGAAGCUCUAAAGAACAUGUUCUUUGAACUUCAACCGAAAUGUGUUCCAUCUGGUGGCAGUGAGCAUCCAUCCAUCGAAUUUCCUUCGAGCGGCUUGUACCAUUCGUGCCAGGAAGCUCCAAGACGCUCCGGUGUAUACAGAUUUGCCUAUAACAACAGCACGCCUAUCGAUGGAACCAGCACGACUCCGUUCCCUUUUACUACCACGACGAGUAGCUAUGUCCAGCAAAACGGCCCCAGUAGUCCAUUUAACGCGUACUGCGAUCAGAACUCAUUCGGUGGUGGCUGGAUGGUAAUUCAGAAACGGCAAGACGGAUCAGUCGACUUCAAUCGAACGAUGGCUGAAUAUCGGAACGGUUUCGGGAAUCCUAGAGGAGAAUAUUGGCUCGGUUUGGAAAAUCUGUAUCAGCUGACCCGGCGUAACAAUUAUCAGCUCCUGGUUGUGAUGGAGAGUUACGAUAACACUCCGAUGUAUGCGAUCUAUAACCUGUUCAGGGUUGCUGGUGAAUCAAGUGGCUACAGACUGACGAUAAGUGGCCUUGCGAGUGGGAGUAGUAGCGGUGAUGCUUUAUCCAUUUACAGUAACGAAGUAUUUGUGACCUAUGACACUAAUCUCAGCUACAGUUAUUGUUCUCGGCAGUGGGGAAGUGGAUUCUGGCACUGGGGUUGUAGUACUGGCGAAAACAGGAGUAACUUGAAUGGCAUCUAUGGAUAUCGCAACGGGGAAGUACAGGGCAUCUGGUGGGGUAGGUUGAAGAAUGGAACAAAUUUCGCGAGUUUGAAGAAAGUGCAAAUGAUGAUAAAGCUUGUAUCCUAAUCGAGGGUUCCGAGGUCAUUGAGAAACUGUUGUCAGGUCGGCGAAGAUGAAUAAUGGAUAACUGAACAUGGAAAACAUAAUAUUUAAUAAAUUAUUCAAGGCAAUUUAAA